Molecule: messenger RNA, 372 nt
Organism: Dracunculus medinensis (Guinea worm)
Lineage: Eukaryota; Metazoa; Nematoda; Chromadorea; Rhabditida; Dracunculidae
Source: the annotation of a GenBank genome assembly
AUGGGACCGAAAAAGGUAGCAGCUUAUGGGGCCAUUUCCAAUAAUGUCGAGGAUCUGAGGUCACAACUAGCUUCCAUUACUGAGAAAUAUGAAAAACAACAAGAUCUAAUUAUGCGUUUAACUAGAUCUGUUGAAAUACUUACAAAGAAGGAAAAAGAACCAUAUCUAGUUGGCAUAAACAUUCCAGAGAAAUCUACGGAUGAUGAAUCUGCUACUGCCGAUAGGCUUUUAGCAGAAAACAUUGUAGUUGCCGCUUGGUUCAAGACUGAAUUCAUUAAGGAGGUUCGUCGUCAUGGAAGGAAGGGGACAGGCAGGCCACGAGUACUUAAAAUUCGUCUCGAAGAUAAGCAUAUGGCCAUGUGUUUUGCGUAA